Molecule: messenger RNA, 3019 nt
Organism: Symphalangus syndactylus (siamang)
Lineage: Eukaryota; Metazoa; Chordata; Mammalia; Primates; Hylobatidae
Gene: LRRC56
Product: leucine rich repeat containing 56
Molecular function (GO): protein binding
Source: RefSeq, a predicted model, not a curated record
GGCGCCCACGCACGUGCCAGCCCACGUGGCCCCACCCUAGCGACCGUUACUAAGGGGCGUGGCUCAGCCCCGCGGAACCCGAGCCUCCUGCGACUUAUAAAUAUUUGCGUAUUCAAAUGAGGCCUGGCUCCCGUCGCCAUGGCGCCGAGGCCGCAACCCCACGGCCGGAAGAACAGCCUGGAGUAGGAGACAGCGCCUGGAGGCGGAGGGCGCCCAGGGCCAAGCUGCCAGGGCCGGACACCUGGGCUGAGCCCUUAGACCAGGCCACGGAGGCACCCGGAGUCUGAGCCGCUGCCCUGCUCCAACACUCCCGCCCACCACCUCUGUGAACGGCUGGCCAACUCGCCUGGUGCAGGGGCAGCUCUAGACGGGGUGGAGAGUAUGCAUCUUCAAUGUCCACACGUGGUCAACAGAUAAAAGCCACGGCCAGAACAUUCUAGGUGGCUACAUGUGCAUCUGCCUGUUCACGGAUUCCUUCGACAAAUAUUUGAGCAUCCCCUCCUGCGACUGUGGACAGCAGAGGAGCACGCAGGCCACGUACAGGCCACAGCUCUGGGGCGAAGCAGGCCCUCAACCGAACACGUAUAGAGACGGGGUUUCACCGUGGUCUCGAUCUCCUGACCUCAUGAUCCGCCCGCCUCGGCCUCCCAAAGUGCUGGGAUUACAAGCGUGAGCCACCGCGCCCGGCCUGACGUUUGCAUCUUUAAGGGGCAACACCAGCAGGUUACAUGUGAAUGGACCCAGGCUGGGACAGAUCCUGUGGGCCUCGGCCGAGCACCUCCAGUAUCCGGGUUCGGGAGCUGAGCUGGCGAGGUCUGCACAACCCCUGCCCACAGAGCAAGAGCCCUGGCAGCCAGAGGGACAGCCUUGGAGAGCAGCUGGUGGAACAGUACCUGUCCCGUGCCCGGCUGCAGGCCCUGGCCCGGGUGGAUGACCUUCGGCUGGUGAGGGCGCUGGAGAUGUGUGUGGACACUCGUGAGGGCAGCCUGGGGAACUUUGGGGUGCACCUGCCCAACCUGGACCAACUGAAGCUGAACGGCAGCCACCUGGGCUCCCUGAGGGACCUGGGCACGGCUCUGGGCCACCUGCAGGUGCUGUGGCUGGCUCGCUGUGGCCUCGCUGACCUGGAUGGCAUCGCUUCUUUGCCAGCACUUAAGGAACUCUACGCCUCCUACAACAACAUCUCGGACCUGAGCCCGCUGUGCCUGCUGGAGCAAUUGGAGGUGCUGGACCUGGAGGGCAACAGCGUGGAGGACCUGGGGCAGGUGCGCUACUUGCAGCUGUGCCCACGCCUGGCCAUGCUCACCCUGGAGGGCAACCUGGUGUGCCUACAGCCGGCCCCUGGCCCCACCAACAAGGUGCCCAGGGGCUACAACUACAGGACAGAGGUGAGGAAGCUCAUCCCCCAGCUGCAGGUCCUGGACGAAGUGCCGGCCGCACACACAGGCCCACCAGCACCCCCGCGGCUGAGCCAGGACUGGCUUGCGGUGAAGGAGGCCAUCAAGAAGGGCAACAGCCUCCCCUGGCUGGACUGUCCCCGUGGAGCCGCCAUCCGGAGACUUGACCCCGAGCUGUCCCUGCCUGAGACGCAGCCCUGGGCUUCCAGGCCCUGGCCCUUCUCCCUGCUGGUCCAUGGGGGCCCCCUGCCCGAAGGCCUGCUUUCUGAGGACCUGGCCCCAGAAGAUAACGCCAGCAGCCUCACCCAUGGUGCUGGCCAAGUCCUCUGUGGGAACCCCACCAAGGGCCUGCGGGAGCGUAGGCACCACUGCCAGGCCAGGGAGCCCCCGGAGCAGCUGCCCCAACACAGGCCAGGAGAUCUGGCCGCCAGCACUUCCACCCCAGAGCCUGACCCUGCAGACAGCUCUGACUUCCUGGCCUUGUCUGGGCUUAGGGCCUGGAGGGAACGUGGCGUGCGCCCCCUCCCCUAUAGGCACCUGGAGUCCCAACAGGAAGGGGCUGUAGCCCCCUGGGGCCUACGGAGGGUCCCUGAAGAGCAAGUGCACCAGGCAGAGCCCAGGACUCCCCCCAGCCCCCCAAGCCUGGCCUCAGAGCCCUCCGGGACCUCGAGCCAGCACCUGGUCCCUUCACCUCCCAAGCACUCAAGGCCACCACAUUCUGGCAGCAGCUCCCCGCGUUGGUCGGCAGACCUGCAGUCCAGGGGGCGUCGGCUCCGAGCCCUGGGCAGCUGGGGGCCUGGCCUGGGUGAUGGAGUGGCUGCAGUGCCUGUCCUGAGAGCCCUGGAGGUGGCCUCAGGCCUGAGCCCUCGAGCCCAGGGACGUUGUGGCCCGAAGCCAGCACCAGAUGCAGCUGCCAGACCUCCCAGGGCAGCUGAACUCUCUCACCCCAACCCCGUCCCCACUUAAUGUAGCCCCCACUGCCAAGCUUGCUUGUGCUGGGGCCACGAUUGCCCACAUAUGUGGUCACAGAGCACAGAACACCUGGGCGGGUGUAUUGGUGGGUGGAAGGAGUGCCUGGCCCUGGGGAGGACCCUCUUGGUGGAGGGGAGUGGGGGACUGGGACCAGCCAGGGAGGCAGCAGAGGCUGGAACCCAGUUUAGGCCCCCAACUGGGUUUGGCCUGGGGAGGGAGGGUGCCGCUCCCCAGCCCUUCCUCAGGGCCAGGCUUUCCGGCUGGCACGGGGGUGGGGGGUGGUCACCCGGAGCAGGCCUGUCAGAGGCCUCUCCUGCUAGAGUUGGGCAUGGCCGAGGGGCAGGCGCUGGAGCUGCGAGUCCAUCACUCCCUUGCCGGCCCCAGGGUAAGAGCCACCUCCUAGGCCGCAGUGGCCCAAGGUCCCAGCUGCUCGCCUGAGGCCGCCGGGGGUGCGGCCCAGGCCUCCCGUCUCUGGGGGAUCUGUAGGGUUCCCGCGCCGCGAUAGGGCGGCCCGUUCCCUCCUCUUGGCGCAGGACGCCCCGGAACCCAAGCGCGACAUUUUCAACUCUCAGGUGUAUAGAAUGCGGUUUACUUUGUAGGCCACGUUGGUUCAAUAAAUGAUGCAGCGGACACAGCCCGCCCAGCCCCGG